Molecule: messenger RNA, 2602 nt
Organism: Solanum tuberosum (potato)
Lineage: Eukaryota; Viridiplantae; Streptophyta; Magnoliopsida; Solanales; Solanaceae
Product: beta-galactosidase 13-like
Exons: 16
Coding region: 10-2499 (829 amino acids)
Biological process (GO): carbohydrate metabolic process
Molecular function (GO): hydrolase activity, hydrolyzing O-glycosyl compounds; carbohydrate binding
Source: RefSeq, a predicted model, not a curated record
ACAAAAAAUAUGGCUAUAUCAAAUCGGUUACUGUCGUUAGUUCUCUUCUCGUUGAUGGUUACUUGUGCAUUCGCUGAAAAACCUAGAGGUGUUACUUAUGAUGGUCGUUCCAUGAUCGUCAAUGGUGAAAGAGAAUUGCUCUUUUCUGGUUCCAUUCAUUAUCCUCGUAUGCCUCCUCAGAUGUGGCCAGACAUUAUAAGGAAAGCUAAGGAGGGAGGUUUAAACCUUAUUCAGACUUAUGUUUUCUGGAAUAUCCACGAGCCCGUUCAAGGCCAGUUCAACUUUGAAGGAAACUAUGACGUUGUCAAGUUCAUCAAGGAAAUUGCUCGACAGGGCUUGUAUGUCACCCUCAGGAUCGGACCAUAUAUCGAGGCUGAAUGGAAUCAAGGAGGAUUCCCAUACUGGCUAAGGGAGGUCCCAAACAUCACCUUCCGUUCUUACAAUGAACCAUUCAUCUACCACAUGAAAAAGUACUCAGAAAUGGUCAUUGAUUUGAUGAAGAAGGAAAAGUUGUUUGCACCUCAAGGAGGCCCUAUCAUCAUGGCUCAAAUCGAAAAUGAAUACAACAAUGUUCAACUAGCUUACAGAGAUAAUGGUAAGAAAUACGUCGAGUGGGCUGCCAAUAUGGCAACUUCACUAUACGAUGGAGUCCCAUGGAUCAUGUGUAAGCAAAAGGAUGCCCCUCCACAUAUCAUCAACACAUGCAAUGGAAGGCAUUGUGCAGAUACAUUCAAAGGUCCCAAUGGUCCUAACAAACCUUCUCUAUGGACUGAAAAUUGGACCGCUCAGUACAGGACAUUCGGAGAUCCACCAUCACAAAGAGCAGCAGAGGAUAUUGCAUUCUCUGUAGCCCGUUUCUUCGCAAAGAAUGGAACUCUUACAAACUAUUACAUGUACUAUGGUGGAACCAACUAUGGAAGGACAAGCUCAUCAUUCGUGACAACUCGUUACUAUGAUGAAGCUCCUCUUGAUGAGUUCGGUUUGUUUAGGGAACCAAAAUGGAGUCAUUUGAGGGAUUUACACAGGGCUUUGAGGCUAUCCAGAAGGGCUCUCCUUUGGGGAACUCCCACAGUACAAAAAGUUAACAGAGACAUUGAGAUUACAAUUUAUGAGAAGAAAGGAAGUGAUUGUGCUGCAUUUUUAACCAACAACCACACAACUAACCCCGCGACAGUCAAAUUCAGGGGUAAAGAUUAUUACCUACCUGAGAAAUCCGUUAGCAUUCUCCCCGACUGCAAGACUGUUGUCUACAACACUCAAACGAUUGUGUCUCAACACAAUUCAAGGAACUUUGUGGCAUCAGAGAAGGCAAAGGGUCUAAAAUGGGAAAAGUACCAAGAAAAAGUCCCAACCAUAAGUGAAUUAUCACUUAAAAACAGGGAACCUUUGGAACUUUAUACUUUGACUAAGGAUACCUCAGAUUAUGCUUGGUACAGUACAAGUAUCAAAUUCGAUCGCCAUGACUUGCCCAUGAGACCUGACAUCCUCCCCGUGCUACAAAUCGCAAGUAUGGGUCAUGCAUUAGCUGCCUUUGUUAACGGAGAAUACAUUGGGUUUGGACAUGGUAACAACAUCGAGAAGAGCUUCGUAUUCCAGAAGCCUAUCGUGUUGAAGCCUGGAACUAACACCAUCUCAAUUCUAGCUGAGACAGUUGGCUUCCCGAAUAGCGGAGCCUACAUGGAAAAGAGGUUUGCUGGACCCAGAGCAAUAACCAUUCAAGGUUUGAUGGCUGGUACUCUUGAUAUAACUCAAAACGAUUGGGGACAUGAGGUUGGUGUAUUUGGAGAGAAAGAGCAAUUAUUCAGUGAAGAGGGUGCAAAGAAAGUAAAAUGGACACCAGUAACUGGUCCUACUAAUGGAGCUGUUACUUGGUACAAGACCACCUUUGAAGCACCUGAAGGCAACAACCCAUUGGCUGUGAAAAUGGACAAAAUGCAAAAGGGUAUGAUGUGGGUGAAUGGUAAUAGCCUUGGUCGUUAUUGGUCAUCUUUCCUCUCCCCACUUGGACAACCCACUCAGUUCGAGUAUCACAUUCCAAGAGCUUUCUUGAAGCCAACUGACAAUGUCCUAGUUGUGUUUGAGGAAACCGGUGGUAAUCCAGCAGAUAUUGAAAUCCAAACAGUAAACAGAGACACAAUAUGCAGUAUCAUCACGGAAUAUCAUCCUCCAAAUGUAAAAUCAUGGGAGAGAUCUGGUACUAACUUUGUCGCGAUAGUAGAAGAUCUCAAAACAGGAGCACAUUUAACAUGCCCAGACGACAAAAUCAUCGAAAAAGUUGAAUUUGCUAGUUAUGGUAAUCCAGAUGGUGCUUGUGGAAACUUGAUUGUUGGAACUUGCAAUUCAGCAAAGAGUAUGCAAGUUGCAGAAGAGAAAUGCUUAGGGAAGAACUCGUGCACAAUCCCAAUUGAGAGAGAAAUUUACGACGAGCCGAGCAAGGACCCAUGCCCUGACAUCUUUAAGACUUUGGCUGUUCAAAUGAAGUGUGGGAACAAGAACUAAUUAAGUAGGGCUUAUAGGCUGAAUGUUGGCUAUGACAUAUAAAUGUAUAUAGUAGAACUUCAUGCCUUGUUUUCACAACUUCAAUUUGUUUUUUUAUAUCAAA